Messenger RNA from Coffea arabica (coffee), 4404 nucleotides. NCBI's taxonomy places the organism in Eukaryota, Viridiplantae, Streptophyta, Magnoliopsida, Gentianales, Rubiaceae. The record is from RefSeq and is a predicted model, not a curated record.
AUGCCAAAGACUAGGUCGCAGAGGAAUGCUGGCGGAUCCAAGGGGACCGAGCGAAGUGGCCCCCAAAACCCCUCUCGGGGUCCCACACCCGGAGAAGGAGGGGCAGGGCCCUCACGAAUCCCGCCUGAACAACUGGUUCAGACGGUGGCAGAAAACCUGCCCACCUUCGAGGCAAUCAUGGACUACCUCAAGGGGCAGUCGGAAGGUCAUCAGGACAAGGAGACAAAGGUUCAGGGAGCAGAUCAGUCCGAGUCCCGAACUGGAAGUCCCACCAAAACUGGGGCCAAGCGGGCACGCCGGGAGGUCACGCGUGAGCAAGUCGAGGUCAUGGAGCCUUCUCACAAGAACUCCCGAACUGAACACCCGGAGCCCGUCCGGAGGCUCCCCAGGGGAGACCUCUCCCCCCGGAAAGAACGACAGCAGGUGCAGGACGAACUGGACCUACUUCUGGACCCGGAAGCGGACAGGUACAUUGCUUCCCCCUUUGUGCUCGAUAUCGAGGAAUACCAACUGCCUGCGAAGUUCAAAAUUCCAAACAUGAAACCUUACGACGCAACCACGGAUCCGGAGGACCACCUGUUCGUGUUCAUGACGCAGAUGCGUUUACAAACCGCCGCGGAUGCAGUCAGGUGCAAAACCUUCCCAAUGUUCCUAGAAGGAAGGGCCCGGCAGUGGUUCCAGGGACUCCCCCCUAGGUCGAUCAGUUCUUUCACUCAGCUCGCCCGGCAGUUCUCAGCACAGUUCGUUUCUUCGCGAGCCUACUCUAAAAGCACCGCUCACCUCAUGACUAUCCAACAGAAGCCCGAGGAGUCCUUGCGUGAGUACAUGGUGCGCUUCAAUAAUGAGUCCCUCCAAGUUCGAGAUCGCGACGACAAGGUGGUCAUGGCCGCCUUCAUCAAUGGGCUGCGCAAGCAAAAGCUGUACACCGAGCUUGUGGAGAGACCUCCCAAGUCAGUUCGGGAGAUGCUGGACCGAGCCCAUGAGAAGGCCAACGCGGAGGAGGCCAAUCGCCUUAAGAGUGCACAGGAAAAAUUGAGGGAUGACAAGCGCAGGAGGGGCGCUGACCAGGUGAGGGCGCGGCCUGACCAGGGAAGGAAGAUUGCUUAUGACCGUCUCCCCAGGAGCCGCCCAAUGGGAGAGGACAAGUCUUGGACUGGUCUCACGGCACCUAGAGCUCGAGUACUCGCAGUGAUGGAGCAGGAGGGGCUAUCCCGACCUCCUCGGCCCUUGGCCGGGGACAAAAGCAGACGGGAUCAAGGUCUGUAUUGCGCCUAUCACCGGGAUGUGGGGCACGAUACGGAGGAUUGCCGUCACCUCAAGAAAGAUAUUGAAAAGCUGAUCAAACGAGGCCAUCUGGGGCAAUUCGUACGAGAGGAACGAGCUGACCAACAACGGGGAAGGCCCAGGUCGGAACGUCCGAGUUACUUCCGGGACCGACCUCAGUUGCCCCGUGGCCGAACUCCCGAGCAAGAAAUACAGAACCUGGCAGGGGUAAUUAAUACUAUUGCCGGGGGACCUGCUGGCGGAGAUAGCCAUGCAGCUCGGCGGCACAAUCGCCCACCUCCCACGGGGGAGAGCUCGGCCAAGCGAUUGAAGAUGUAUGAGGAAAUAAUCUAUGGACCUGAGGACGCAGUCCCUUUGGCCUCUAAUAAUCAUGAAGCCAUUGUAAUAGAAGUCAUCACCUGUAACUUCAAGGUAAGGAAGGUGUAUAUAGACAACGGGAGUGCCAUAGACGUGCUUUAUUAUAAGACCUUCAAGGAGCUGCAGCUGGAGGAUAGACAGCUCGUACCGGUUCGAACUCCGUUGAUCGGCUUUGCUGGUCCUCCUGUGAGGCCGGAAGGGAUGAUCACUCUCCAGGUCACGGUGGGGGUGGCCCCGAGGUGCCGGACGAUCCCGGUAAAUUUCGCGGUGGUUAAGGAGCCGUCAUCCUACAACAUGAUCCUGGGACGUCCCACGUUGAAUGCCCUCCGGGCUGUUUGCUCUACCUUGCACCUCAGCAUGAAAUUCCCUACUUCUGAUGGGGUGGCUGAGGUGCUGGGAGACCCAGAGGUGGCAAGGGCGUGUUAUAUUGCCACCCUCAAGGGUAAAGAAAAACUGGUAGCUCAGACAAUUUGUCUGGAAUCCUGGGAACCCCUGGAGAAGGGAGAAAGAUUGGAGACAGACGAGGGAUUGGCCGAGCUGCCUGUUCAGCCUGACCGACCUGAGCGCACAGUAAAGGUCGGCGCCGGCCUGGGUGAGCUGAUCAGAAGUUCUUUGGAAUCUCUCUUGGAGGAGUACGCUGAGAUUUUUGCUUGGAGUGCUGAUGACAUGCCAGGAAUCCCCACCGAGCUGGCAGUCCACAGGCUACAUGUGGAUCCCAACGUCCGGCCAGUAAAGCAGAAGAAGAGGAACUUCGCUUCUGAGCGAAAGGAGGUCGUCAAGAGCGAGGUGGGAAAGUUGCUGGAGGCUAAGAUCGUUAAGGAAGUCUACUUUCCGACCUGGCUGGCCAAUCCGGUGCUGGUCAAGAAAGAAGAGAAAGCUUGGCGGAUGUGUGUGGAUUUCACUGACUUGAAUAAGGCUUGCCCAAAGGACUAUUACCCACUCCCACGGAUUGAUCAGCUCGUGGACUCGACAGCGGGCUAUGAGAUCUUCUGUUUCUUGGACGCCUUUAAGGGGUACCAUCAGAUAGCCCUAGACGAGGAGGAUCAAGAGAAGACCUCGUUUAUCACCGAGGACGGAACAUAUUGUUAUGUUACCAUGCCGUUUGGGCUAAAGAACGCAGGUGCGACCUAUCAGAGGUUGGUGAACAAGCUGUUUAGAAAUCAGAUCGGUCGGAACCUGGAAGUCUACGUGGAUGAUAUGUUGGUAAAAAGUCGGACCCAGGAGCAGUUCAUCUCCGACCUGAGGGAAAUUUUCGAGGUCCUUCGGAGCUCACGAAUGCGGCUAAAUCCCAAAAAAUGUACUUUUGGGGUCAGGUCGGAAAAGUUCAUGGGCUACAUGAUUUCUAAGGAAGGGGUGAGAGCUAACCCAGAUAAGAUCAAGGCUAUCAUGGACAUGGCUCCACCCCGGAAUAUUAAGGAUGUGCAACGCCUAACGGGGAGGAUGGCAGCCUUGAACAGGUUCCUGUCCAAGUCGGCAGUUCGGGGGUCGCCUUUCUUCACAGCCCUGAAAGGAGGUCGGCAGUUCGAGUGGAAUCUGGAAUGCCAGAGGGCGUUCGAUGAGCUGAAAAUCCACCUCGCUCGGUUGCCAGCCCUAACAUCUCCCGAGUUGGGAGAGACCCUGUUCAUCUACUUGGCUGCGGGUGAGGGAGCUGUUAGCGCGGUGCUGGUGCGAGAGGAGAACAAGGUACAGAAGCCCGUAUAUUAUGUUAGCCGCGCCCUGCAGGGGGCCGAGGCCAGGUAUUCGGCGGUGGAGCGAUAUGUUUUGGCAUUAGUACACGCAGCACGGAAACUCAGGACGUACUUUCAAGCUCACCCCGUAGUAGUCAUGACGGACCAGCCCCUGAAGCAGAUCCUUUCCAAACCCGAGUCCUUGGGUCGAAUGGUGAAAUGGGCUGUGGAAUUGUCCGAAUACGACCUGGGAUAUCAGCCCAGGACGGCCAUCAAAGCCCAAGCCCUGGCGGACUUCAUAGCGGAUGGUGUUUCCUUUGGAUUGCCCGAAGCGGAGGUCGGUCAGGUCAGGGAUAUACAGGCCGGGAAAGAGGGAGAAGAUACUAAAAAGGCACAUAAUGGACAAGCAGCAAAGCCCUUACAGACCCCAAAGACUACCAAGGCCACUCAGGCCCGAGAAGCAGUAGAGGUCUUACAGGCCGGAGACGCUGCUGAGGUCAUCCAGGCCAUACAGGUAGCGGAGGAUGGACCGUCCGAAGAAGCAGCUGAGGCCCAGCAGGCCGAAGAAGCUGCCAAGGACAGGCAGGCCGGAGAAGCGACUGAGGUCGAACGGACCCAAGGAACUGCCCAGGUCGGAAAGACCAAGGGGGCAGCUAAGGUCGGGCGGGCCGAAGAUGCCGUUGAGGCCACGCAUCCAGAAAAAGCGGUCAAGGCAGACCUGUCUGGGGAGGCUGCCCAGGCUAGAAAGGACACAGAAGCUGCAGAUCCCACCUGGACAUUGUACGUGGAUGGCGCAUCAAGUAAGGAAGGAUGUGGUGCAGGGCUCUUCUUAAUUAGCCCCACUGGGGAGGAGCUGCCCUACGCCCUAAGGUUCGAUUUUAGAGCCUCUAACAACGAGUCAGAGUACGAGGCUCUGAUUGCGGGGAUGGAGAUGGCCCGAAGGUUGGGGGCCAGAUCGAUAAAAGUCUACAGUGAUUCACAGCUGAUAGUGAACCAAGUAGGGGGGAGCUAUGAGGUCAAAGAAGGCUCACUAAGAAAGUACGUGGCUAAAACAUGUGAACUGAAGGGUCAGUUCAAGCAGUUCACGCUCGAGUAG